GGAGAGGCGGGCGGUGGCGGGGCAGCGGCUGGGCGGCGCGGCGCCGUGCCGCCGGGCGCUGCUGCACUGCCACGGCAUGCGCUACAAGCUGCUGCAGGAGGGCGACAUCCAGGUGUGCGUCAUCCGCCACCCGCGCACCUUCCUCAGCAAGAUCCUCACCGCCAAGUUCCUCCGGCGCUGGGAGCCGCACCACCUGGCCCUGGCCGACGCCGGCCUCGCCUCGGCCACGCCAACUGGCUACAUGGAAAACUCCAUUUCCUAUAGUGCUAUUGAAGACGUGCAGCUGCUUUCCUGGGAGAAUGCCCCCAAGUACUGUUUACAGCUCACAGUCCCUGGGGGUACUGUCUUACUGCAGGCUGCAAACAGUUACCUGAGGGAUCAGUGGUUUCAUUCUUUGCAGUGGAAGAAAAAGAUUUACAAGUACAAGAAGGUGCUUAGCAACCCAAGCCGUUGGGAGGUUGUUCUGAAGGAGAUCAGGACGCUGGUGGACAUGGCACUCACAUCUCCACUACAGGAUGAUUCUAUCCAUCAAGCACCACUGGAGAUUGUCUCAAAACUGCUCUCGGAGAACAACAGUUUAACCACUCAAGACCACGAGAGCAUUAUUGUGGCAAUUGCACCUUUGCUGGAAAAUAAUCAUCCUCCACCUGACCUCUGUGAAUUCUUCUGCAAGCACUGCAGGGAGCGUCCUCGGUCCAUGGUUGUCAUUGAAGUCUUCACACCGGUGGUACAGAGGAUCCUCAAACACAACAUGGCAUGUUUCAGCGGCUUCACUGAGUCUCUCCUUUUUGGACAGGAUUUUGGGAAAUGCCCUCGAUUGAGGCUGUUUACUCAGGAAUAUAUUUUGGCUUUGAAUGAACUGAAUGCAGGCAUGGAAGUGGUGAAGAAGUUUAUUCACAGCAUGCAUGGUCCCACUGGACAGUGUCCCCAUCCUAGGGUCCUGCCGAAUCUCGUUGCUGUCUGCUUAGCAGCCAUUUAUUCAUGUUAUGAGGAAUUUAUCAACAGCCGAGACAAUUCUCCAAGCCUGAAGGAAAUUCGGAAUGGCUGCCAGCAGCAGUGUGACCGGAAGCCUAACUUACCCCUGCGGCUUCUCCACACGAGUCCUGACCUGGUCUCUCAAGAAGUCGCUUUGACCGAAUCCCGCCUCAAAUCAGUCAUCGUCACUUCGAACGAGAUCCAUGUGGAAGUGGAGCGCAACAAUACGGCCAACCAGAAGUUGACGGCAAAUGUCGGCAACGACAGUGAGCCCAACCUGAUUGACUGCUUGAUGGUCAGCCCCACUUGUAGUACCAUGAGCAUCGAGCUGAGUGCCCAGGCAGACAGGAUCCUUGGCUGCUAUGUGGAAAUACUCAAGAUGCUGUCAGAUUAUGACGACUGGAGACCAGCGCUGGCCAGUUUGCUUCAACCUAUCCCAUUCCCCAAAGAGGCUCUUGCACAUGAGAAAUUCACAAAGGAGCUGAAAUAUGUGAUUCAGAGAUUUGCAGAAGACCCAAGGCAAGAGGUCCACUCGUGUUUGCUGAGCGUGCGGGCUGGCAAAGAUGGCUGGUUCCAGCUCUACAGUCCUGGGGGCGUGGCCUGCGACGAUGACGGAGAACUGUUUGCCAGUAUGGUUCACAUUUUAAUGGGGUCCUGUUAUAAAACAAAAAAGUUCCUGCUUUCGCUGGCUGAAAACAAACUUGGUCCCUGCAUGCUGCUGGCUCUGAGGGGCAACCAGACCAUGGUAGAGAUUCUUUGUUUGAUGCUGGAAUACAACAUCAUUGACAACAAUGACACACAACUCCAGAUCAUCUCUACCCUGGAAAGUACGGACGUGGGAAAGAGAAUGUAUGAACAGCUGUGUGACAGGCAGAGGGAGUUAAAAGAACUGCAAAGAAAAGGUGGCCCCACGCGGUUAACACUGCCAUCCAAAUCCACAGAUGCAGACCUCGCCCGCCUACUGAGCUCGGGAUCCUUCGGAAAUCUGGAAAACCUCAGCCUGGCCUUUACCAAUGUAACGAGUGCCUGCGCUGAGCACCUCAUCAAACUGCCUUCUCUCAAGCAGCUGAACCUGUGGUCAACUCAGUUUGGAGAUGCAGGUUUGCGGCUUCUCUCUGAACACCUCACCAUGCUGCAAGUGCUCAACCUGUGCGAGACUCCCGUCACAGAUGCCGGGCUGCUGGCACUUAGUUCUAUGAAAAGCCUGUGUAGUCUAAAUAUGAACAGCACCAAGCUUUCAGCAGACACUUAUGAAGAUCUCAAGGCUAAAUUACCCAACCUGAAAGAAGUAGAUGUUCGCUACACUGAAGCAUGGUGAACUCUCUCUGUCUCUCUCUGUCUCUCUCUUUUAGCAUCUGGCAAGAAGAAAAAGAUUUUUAAAACAAAACCAAACCCCAGAAAACACCUUUUGGCUGUAGAGCAGUGAGUUCUGGGACUUCGAUUCUAGGAGUUGUGGUUGUGAGAUAGAGGAGUCGCUUUGUGUGGGGGAGGGGGAACUGAGCGCGCCCAGACCCUGCCUGAUUCUUUCAGCUUCAUAAUUUCAAAAUCAACGUAACUUAAAUUGAAAAAACAAAAAAGACUUUGUAGCAGCAAGAGGAAAAACACCCUUUGUGGAUUUACUUUGCUAUUGUGUUUUACAACAUGUGGAGAAAAAACAAAGAACACAGCCAUUUCUUGAUAUUAAUUGGGUUUCUUUGCCUGGGGGUUGUCCAUUAGGAGCUCCAUCUCCAUCAUUUUGGCUCCAGGAAAGCCAACCGCAAAGUACCAAGAGAAGAAAAAACAAAACCCCACAUGAGUUGCACCUCUCCCGGUGUCCUUGCAGUUGUUAUGCAAAGUAAUUUUGUUGUACAUAAGAUUUACAUAAUGCACCUAUUUAAGAAAAUGGUUCACAAAUUACAGGUCUGGGACCUGUCUUUUAUUUAUGAAUUGUUAAUUCUUUUACCCUUUUUUGCGUAUAGUACUGUAUAAACUAGUUUGCUGUCUUGUUGUUGUUGUUAUUAUUUUUUAAAAGGAAAGCCCUCCUUGAUGAAUUGCCUUUUAGUAAUGCAUACUGUAUUAUAACCUCUCUCUGUCGGAGCAUUCACCCUGUUGCAUUUCUGAUUUCAAAAUGCCUCAGACAUCAUCUAGUCAGACGGAAAAAAAAUACAUGUAUAAAAGAGGGCAUAGGGAGCUGGGGUGGGAGAGGCAAAGAGAUGCCUACAAAGCAUAAAUCUCCUUCUGGAAAGACAGAAAUCUUUCUCUAGUUCUUUUUAGAUCCUGUCAGGUGUAGGGGUUUGGGAGGUAGGGAACCCGGAUUGUUUGUUUUACCAAUGGGAUAUUUACAAAACUUUGUAGAUUUCACGAGUCGCCUCAGUUGUUUUCUGUUUACGUCCAAUAUUUCAAGCUCAAGUUCUCCUGCCCCCCGGUCCACAAGCCUAUUCUUUUCCCCUCUCCCGCCCUCUUCCCUUCCCUUUUUCAUCAUGCACGCAUUGUUUUGCAUGUUCCCCUUGGGAGACUGAGAAAAUAACAUUGUCCCUGAUUUGAUAGUUCUGCCAUAUCUGUAAAUGUGACCACUACUUAUUUCCAAACCCUUCUUCACAAUUGCUUAGAAAAUGAUUUUUUUUUAAUUGUGGUUUGUUUUAUAAAUAUACUGUUGGAUUUGUUUUUCAUAAUGAGCCUUUGUACAGAGCGGCAUCUUUUUUUGGUUAAUUUUCUCUCUUGGCUUAUCACCAUUCUUUUAUUCUUCAGCACCUCAAGAUUAACAUACAGCCAAUAUAAUUUUUUUUAUAUAUGAAUAUAUAUAUAUUUAAUCUUAUUCAGUGGAAGCCAAGCUUUUUUGUUUUGUUUUUGUUUGAGGUUUUUGUUUUUUACUUUGUUGCUAGUAGAUAGCCCCUGCCCAAAAUUAAAAAAAAACAAAACAAAAUGAAACAAUUGGUUUAAGUCUUAACUCUCAUAGUGUGCCAGAUUUUUUUCCCCUCAAGUCCCAAACUGUAUGAAAAUACAGUGCAAGAAGAAAAAAGAAGAAAAAUUAUGCCAACUUUUUUCCUUAGCACUAUUGCUUUUACCGAUGGUUUACUACUCCUGUUCUGUAACUGUGUACAAAGAGAUGUGAAAUAAUUUCAGGCAAAAAUAAACUGUAAGUGAAUAUCUUU
This is a messenger RNA of Alligator sinensis (Chinese alligator), 4106 nucleotides long. RefSeq names its product c-Maf inducing protein (gene CMIP). NCBI's taxonomy places the organism in Eukaryota, Metazoa, Chordata, Crocodylia, Alligatoridae. The coding region runs from base 77 to 2293 and encodes 738 amino acids. The transcript is spliced from 21 exons. Gene Ontology annotation, cellular component: cytosol; nucleoplasm. The record is from RefSeq and is a predicted model, not a curated record.